GAUACCACCUCCUCCGUGCUUUCGCCACCAUUUCCUUACUCGCCAGUUAUACUUGGCUGGGGAAGUAAGUGAGCUUUUCUGAUCGCCGCAAGCCAACGGCCUGGUUUCCCUUUGCGGCUUUGCCCUUUUCUGUCUGGCCCGGCCGGAUGCUCCGUUAGCCCGUUAAAACCCGGCGGGUUGCCCGGUUGAAACCAUGCAUCGAAGGUUGCUCCCUCUCCAGCAUCCCCUGCAAAAGAAGCACAAGUUGACAAAAUCUCGAGUCAUCGGCCUUAUCCAUCAAAAGAAUGGCAAUUUUCUAUUCCAAUAAUAGACAGUGACUCACUGGACUCUUUUAUUCCCUCACUGAAACCUAUUUCCAUGGCGUGAAUUCCUAUAUAUACCUCCGUCAGUCUACUUCUUCUACUGCAGCCCCCUCUCUCUCUCUCUGUAUUUCUCGAUGGAGAAGAAGACUGAGCUUAGAAUGAGCCCAUGGUUGUUCUCCGCUGCUCUUUUUUGCACGAUUCUGCUAUCGAUUCCAUGCGGGGAAUCCAAAUUCAUGGUUUACAACACUUCACAAGGAAUAGUUCCUGGGAAGCUUAAUGUCCACCUGGUUCCCCAUACCCACGACGAUGUUGGGUGGUUGAAGACCGUUGACCAGUACUAUGUUGGCUCCAACAAUUCCAUCCAGGGUGCCUGCGUGCAGAACGUUUUGGAUUCUCUGAUUCCGGCAUUGCUGGCUGACAAGAAUCGCAAGUUCAUCUACGUUGAAAUCGCAUUUUUCGAAAGAUGGUGGAACGAGCAGAGUGAAACAAUGAAGCACGUAGUCAAGCAGCUUGUGUCAUCAGGGCAGCUAGAAUUCAUAAAUGGGGGAAUGUGCAUGCAUGAUGAGGCGGUGACCCAUUACAUUGACAUGGUUGACCAAACGACUCUUGGACACAGGUUCAUCAAAAGGGAAUUUGGUGUGACACCAAGGAUUGGUUGGCAAAUCGACCCUUUUGGACAUUCUGCAGUCCAGGCAUACUUGCUGGGAGCUGAGGUUGGUUUCGACUCCUUUUUCUUUGGCCGGAUAGAUUACCAGGACAGGGAAAAACGUAAGGGUGAGAAGAGUCUCGAAACGGUGUGGCAGGGUUCCAAGAGUCUUCCUGCAUCAAAGAUUUUUGCUGGUGCAUUCCCAACAAACUAUGAGCCUCCACCUGGUGAUUUCUACUUUGAAGUUAAUGAUCCCUCCCCUGUAGUUCAGGAUGACAUCAAUUUGUUUGAUUAUAAUGUUCCGGAUCGAGUAAAUGACUUCGUUGCUGCUGCCAUAUGGCAGGCGAACAUUACUCGAGGAAACCAUGUUAUGUUUACUAUGGGAACAGAUUUCAAGUAUCAGUAUGCAAACUCUUGGUUUCGCCAGAUGGACAAGCUGAUUCACUAUGUGAACAUGGAUGGACGUGUAAAUGCUCUCUACUCUACCCCAUCCAUAUAUACUGAUGCCAAGCAUUCUGCAAAUGAGGCAUGGCCACUAAAGACCGAAGACUUUUUCCCCUAUGCAGACCGUGCAAAUGGUUUCUGGACAGGAUACUUUACGAGUCGACCAGCCUUGAAACGCUAUGUCAGAGUGAUGAGUGGCUAUUACUUGGCUGCAAGGCAACUAGAGUUUUUCAAUGGAAAGAGUAAGCUUGGUCCUAAGACCGACUUGUUGGCAGAUGCACUGGCAAUUGCCCAGCAUCAUGAUGCUGUUGCUGGGACAGAAAAGCAACAUGUAGCUAAUGAUUAUGCCACACGGCUUGCAAUUGGGUACAAAGAGGCAGAAAAGGUAGUUGCAACUUCACUCAGUUGCUUGUUCGAAUCCCAGUCUCGUACAGGAUGUCAGAGCCCAACCAUUAAAUUUGAAGAGUGCCCCCUUCUGAAUAUAAGUUACUGCCCUGCGUCCGAGAACACCCCUCUUGGAAAGAAGUUGGUGGUUGUUGUCUACAAUUCUCUUGGUUGGUUAAGAGAUGAAGUGAUCAACAUACCGGUUACUAGCGAUAACGUAAUUGUGCGUAAUCCCGAGGGAAAAGAAGUGGAAGCUCAACUCAUUCCUGUGGUGGAUGCCUAUCUAAGCUUGAGGAACUUCCAUGUUCAGGCAUACCUUGGUACAAAGCCAGCAAAAACACCUAAAUAUUGGCUUGCAUUCAGGGUCUCUGUCCCACCUUUUGGUUUCAGCACAUACACAAUCUCCGACGCCAAAAUUGCAGGUGCUCACUCAACUAAUCCAUCUGUAUACAAAUCCAAAAGAAGCCUGAAAUCUGCAACUGAAGUGGGGCAGGGAAAUUUGAAACUCAGUCGUUCAGCUUUUGGUGGGAAGCCAACUAGUUACACUAAUAGUAGGAACUCAGUGAAGGAGCAGGUCUAUCAGACCUUUUGUUUCUACGGUGGAUAUAAUGGAACCAACGACAAAAGCCCUCAAAAUGGCGGGGCAUACAUCUUUCGACCAAAUGGGACAUAUCCCUUAGAACCUGAAAAGCAGGUUCCGUUGGCCGUCAUUCGUGGGCCGGUGGUAGAGGAAAUUCACGAACAGAUCAAUCAAUGGAUAUAUCAGGUUACGAGACUAUACAAAGGAAGUGAGCAUGUUGAAGUGGAGUUUAUAGUCGGCCCGGUACCCAUUGAUGAUGGAAUCGGGAAAGAAGUUGUAACUCAGAUAACAACUUCCAUGAAAACCAAUGGAACAUUCUACACAGACUCAAAUGGACGUGACUUUAUCAAAAGGAUUCGUGAUUAUAGAACAGAUUGGAACCUGGAAGUGACUGAACCAGUUGCUGGAAAUUAUUAUCCGCUUAAUCUUGGAAUUUAUGCCAAAGACGACAAAAAAGAACUUUCAGUUCUUGUGGAUCGAGCUCUUGGAGGAGGUAGCAUAAAGGAUGGACAAAUAGAACUGCUACUCCAUAGGAGACUUCUACUCGAUGAUUCCAGAGGUGUUGAUGAGGCACUUAAUGAAACAGUUUGUGUUCAUAACAAGUGCAUGGGAUUAACGAUCCAAGGAAAAUACUAUUACCGAAUCGACCCCCUAGGAGAAGGUGCUAAGUGGCGCCGAUCAUUUGGCCAGCAGAUAUAUUCACCUUUGCUGCUAGCCUUUGCAGAAGAGGAUGGAGAUAAGUCCACAAACUCUCACGUAGCCACCUUUUCGGGCUUUGCGCCCUCCUACAGUUUACCUGAUAAUGUUGCUGUCAUAACCCUCCAGGAACUAGAUGAUGGGAAGGUGCUUCUUCGAUUAGCCCAUCUAUACGAGGUUGGAGAGGACAAGGAUCUUUCAGUCAAGACAAAUGUAGAACUAAUGAAAUUAUUCCCGGGAAAGAAGAUAGGGCAGGUGGUCGAAACGAGCUUGUCUGCCAACCAAGAAAGGUCGGAGAUGGAGAAGAGGAGGCUUGUGUGGAAAGCGGAGGCAUCAUCAUCAGAUGGAACUGCGAGAAGGGGCAGGCCGAUCGAUUAUACGAAGCUGGAGGUGGAGUUGCUGCCUAUGGAAAUUCGGACCUUUCUCAUUGACAUGGUUGCAGAUACCCUGAAGGCCACGGUUCUAUGAAGUGUUUAGAUUGUGGAGAAGUUGAGAGAGAUGAAAUGAGAGGGCUUUCUUGUAACAUGAUACGGAUUCAAUCAAUCCACCUGUAUUUUAUGGCUUAGCUUCAGCAGAAAACGGAGAGAAAAAAUAAAAUUUGUCUGCUUUGAUCUCUGCCUUACGUUUGCAACAAAAGAGAAGAGGAGAGAACAUAGGCUCUAGUAAGAAUGAGAACCCAGUGGUGGCUAGCAUUUCGAAACGUUUCGAGGUGUCAAAACUAAAAACGAAUGUGAGAAAUUGUCGAGAAAUAGACAGGCGAGAUGGUGAUAUAAGUAAAAUUGCAAUAUAUCCUGCUCGCGAUAUACUGUCUGAAAUGUGAAUAAGGAAUAAGGACCCAU
Messenger RNA from Linum trigynum, 3891 nucleotides. The record is from the annotation of a GenBank genome assembly. NCBI's taxonomy places the organism in Eukaryota, Viridiplantae, Streptophyta, Magnoliopsida, Malpighiales, Linaceae.